Molecule: messenger RNA, 5336 nt
Organism: Schistosoma guineensis
Lineage: Eukaryota; Metazoa; Platyhelminthes; Trematoda; Strigeidida; Schistosomatidae
Source: the annotation of a GenBank genome assembly
AAUAAGAAUUACAUAAUAACUGAACAUCGAAGGAUUGCGAUGCGCCUUGUCUACUUUGGUGCGGUACUCUGGCACCAAGAUUUUUCUCUAAAUGUCUAGUUUAUGAUUGGACCAUAUUUAUUGGAAAUGAUGUUAGAGGUUAAAAAGGCAUUUAUUAGCUUCCUAAGGAUGAACAAUGAUUCAAGUCCUUCUGAUCCUUUACAAACAACAUGUUCACAUGAAAGUGUUCAUGUAAACGGACAUUAUCCUAGUCCAAUGCCUAAGAAUAGUGUUAUUCACAUGGAAGACUACAAUAAAAACAAUGACCAUGGUCCUCGCCUUAGUUUCAAGCGGUUAACUUUAUCUGAUUCGCUUGAUCUAGCUGGAAAUCGCAUUCAGUCGCAUUUGUAUUCCAAGCUUGGUCCAGAGGCGAUCGAACUUGACCUAAUGUGUGCUGAUAAAAUUUACUCUACAAAAGAAACUUCAAGUAAUUGUCAUUUAUUUUGUCCCGUUCCACUUGAUGGUGAUACCUUUUGUGAUCAUUGCAACCAGCCUAUUUGGGAAUUUGGUUGGCGUCCAGUAUGUUUAAAGUGUGCAAAAUGCCACAUGACCUGUCACUGGCUGUGCAAAACUGAGGUUACAGUUUUGUGUGAUGAAGACGCCAAGACCUCUCAUCAAGUUACUGAACCAAAUCUAUUUCCCCCAAUGAUUGUUUCGGGGAACGAUUUAGAACAACAGGUUGACAGCUCAGUCUCUAAGUUAUCAACAAGUCCGGAAAAUGAUAGCACUAAUUAUAUGUCGUCUGAAGGAACUUUAGUUAAGUCUUCCCAACUGGAUUUCCAUGUAAAUAAUCACCCAACUUCUGAAUGUGAUAUACCAUUACUUGAUACUGUUUCUUCAAAUGAAUUAGAUGGAGUGAAUAGUCCUGUUGACAAAACGAUUGAUCAUCUUGCGUUCGAAAGAGUUACUUUACAAUCAAUCUCUCCUAGUUCGAGUCAGCACACUUUCAUGACUACAAACUUCAACACACCGUUAAACGUUCCUGCUAAACUGGAUAAUGGAAUAUCAAUAAAGCAGAAGGCUGAAUGCUUAUCUCGAUCAACAUUGUCAAGGCGUGCUACUGAGUUUCACAAAUCGAAAACAUCAGUUGAUGUAAAAUUAGUCAGUAGGCAUUCAUUUCUAUGCGGAAAUAAACCAAACGUUUGCCUAGCUUAUGAUUUUUCAAGCUUAGAUAAGGAGGCAAUUCGAGAUCGAGGGAUUCUUGUGAGACAAUUAAGCCCAUCUCUUACUGAAUUACAAAACACUUCUAAACCACUUCAGAACACAAAUAUUAUCUCAGAUACCUCGAACUCCAAUCCUUUUACUCGUUCAGAUGAAAGUUCGUUUCCAGAAAAAGAAGUUUCUGAUAUUGGCCUUGCCAGUGUGAUGCAAACAACUCAGGAAUUUGUUCGCACCAAACAAAAACGAAGCUUUCAGACUCAUCUACGUUCUUCAAAUGCGCUUCCAUUAAUCCCUAUGGUGGUUGGACCGCGAGCAAUAUUGCCUUGGUCUUCUGAUCGUUUGAAACAGUUAAUUCAAAUCUUUAGUGUAAAUGAAUUCGGAUUACAAGCUGCUAGUCUAACUGGUGCUGAUUCAUGUGAUUGCGAAGGUCAAGUUCGUGUACAUAUAAACUUACUCCGCCCUAUUCAAAUGUUACUUACAGCUAGACCAGCUUCCAUUUUCGACGUAGUUGGUGCAAAAAGUGAUGAAACAGAUGAUGAUGAUGAUGAUGAUGAUGAUAAUGAAGAUGACGAUGGGGCAGAUGUUAGUGAUCGAUCUGAAGAUGAUCAGAAUCUUUGGUUGGUCCAAGGCGACAACAAUAAUAACUGCCAUCUUGUUUCGAAACAACACCCUUCUAAUACACCACAUUCCUUUGUAUCAGCCAACAUCCCAUAUUUUUCACCAAAUAAUAAAGUGCAUAAAGCUGAUGGAAAUAUUGUUGAGUCACAUCGUCGGUUAGGUAGAACAACUUCAACAUUAUCUACUUUUCGGUUACCAAGAGGAAGCACAAAAUUGUUGCAUGUUCGACUAUCGACAACUGCACAAAUGGUUAUUUGUGCACUACUUGAUCGAUUUGGUAUACGAGAUAAUCCUCAAAAGUUUGCUUUAUAUGAACACACAAUUGAAGGUGAUCAGAAAGUUUCUGUACGAAAAUUAUUUGAUAAUGAAUCACCGUUGGGGUUACUAUUCAAGUGGGUCGAUCAAGAUCCAAGUAAUUUUAACAACAUUCUGAGUGUGAAGCGAUUAGUAUUACAAGAGAAUGAAACUGGUGAUAUUGAAUGGACCACAUUUAGUUUAUCAGAAUUGUAUACAUUUUUGGGAAUAUUGAAUCGUGAAGAAAGUGAUUAUCGUAGACGUAUUGAAAUGAAAUAUGAAAUACGCAGGAAAGAAAUAAAACGUUUAAUGGAACUACAUAAUAAUAAAUUUAAAUCUUUAGAUAAAUCAUUCAAUUGUCAAUUCAAUUCUGUUACUUCGGAUGUAACCACUGUAAUUGCUGAACGAUAUGAAAAUGAAGAGAUAACUAAACAAUCAUGCGAUGAAAAUUUGGAAUUUAAUGCCUAUUCUUGUAUGGAUUCAUUGUCUGCACCGGUUUCGCCAACAUUAUUUCGUAAAACAAACAAACAGAUAGAUUUAAACGCUUACAUAGUGUUCGGUUUUAGACAAAAGGGAAAUAUUCAUCAAUCUUAUGGUUAUUGAUUUGAUGAAAAGUCGACUUUACCAGGAGUUUCAAACUCACCAGAUUCUUGUUCAUCUCCAGAGGCAACACUCAAUCGUAAUACAAUUAAACACAGUCAACUUUCUGAUGCUGUAUCCACAUUACCUCGUGUACCAUCAAAUAAAAUCUCUGGAAUAUCAAAUACUUCGAAUAAGAUUCCUUCUAUAUUCAAAUCGUUUUCUAAUUUCAAAGCUAAAAAAGCUGAACUUGCUCAACAAAAAAGAUUAGCUAAAAUGGAAAAAGCUCGUAUUAAAGCAGAACAACAACAACAACAGCGUAAAGAAAAAAUUAAAAAUCAUCCACUUUCUUCAUGGAAAUGGCGUGGAUUCGGCACACUUUCUCCGUCUAGUUCUUCAUCAAUGUCUCCUACUGGUUUGUCACCAUCAUCAUCACAUCAAUAAUGAUAUAUCAACUGCACUGCAUUGUGAUCAUAUUCUUAUUUAUUUUUGUCAAGAAAUGAGCAGAUUAAUUGAUUACAUACUAUUUUCUGUUUUCUAUAUCCUCUCUACUUCAUUACACAGUGUCUUCCAGUUCAAUUAUGUAAAUAUUUACUUGUUUUUUUAAAGUCUUUUUCAGGCACAUUUUGUUUAUUCCAUCAGACUUUUACAUUUUUAUCAAACUUUCCUAUGCUUCCUUCACUUUUUCCCUUGCUCGUUUUUUUCCCUCUGUCUAUUUUAAACUAUCUUUAUUUACUCCAUUACAAGCACCACAGAGGCCUUUUAUCAUUAAAUGGAUUCUUUUUUUCCUUAAUGCACAAUAAUAAAAUUCUAGUCUAUUUAUUUUAUCCAAUAAGUAUUUCUUUUUUUCUUUGCAGCAGCAGCAAAAACUCUGUUUUAUUACGUUACAGUUCAGGUCCAGUAUACACGAAGCGAAUUAUUUUCUAGAAUAUGAUCAAUCAUGUACAAUAGUAAUAAUGAUAAUAUAUUUGUUUAUUAUUAUUGCAUGUAUGUGCAUGUACCUUCUUUGUUUUCAAUAGCUCACAUAUUAGGAAACAUAUAGAUUGACAUUACCAAUUUACAAUUAUUUUCUUUGAAAAUCACUCCAAACAUUCAUUCAGUUUUAAAUCUUCAUUUGGACAUGUUUCAGAAUGGUUUUUUUUUAAUAAAUGAAAAACAAAAAUAAAUUCUCUUUUCAUAUAUAAUAAUAUGUACAAUUUUACAUAGAUAACCAAGUAUGAAAACUCAGCUCUUGAUUAUAUGGAAGUUAUGAAUACUUUUGAAAAGUAGUACAGUUUUAUUCUUCUUCCUCUUCAUGAUGUUGGCAAUAAAUUUACUGGAAAAUAAAUCCUGUACAUCCAAGUGGAUAUUUUCUUAUUAUUAUAAUCUAUUCUGUCAUAUUAAAUCUUCACUUUGGUUGGCAAGUAUAAGUGUACAUUAAGUUUUAUAAUCUUCAAUGAGUUUAUGACUAUAAUCCCCAGGUUAUCAACUGUUAACUAUAACUGCUUCAAUUUAGGUGGUUAUUGUGUAGUACAAUUUAUCCUUGUUGUAUUUUGGUAACUGUCGUGACCAGACAUACGAACAAAGGGAUUGCAAUAUUGGAUGUAACUUAAUUAGAUACAUCAACGACUAAUGCACAACAACAUUUCAUCGUUGUCUACCCUAUAUAAGUAAAAACAAAGACAGGACAAUACCAGAGACCUUUUAUGUCUCCAAAAAAGGUAUUAUGGUAUUUUACAAGAAAAUAAUCAAUCGGAACAGAUUUCAGAUGCGCAAAUAACAAUAGUAACUUAUUUUGGCAAUGAUAUUGAUUUGGGCUGGCGUCAAUAGUCCUCACUUUCUAAAUUGUGCUACUGCUUAAUGUAUGAACUGGUGAAUUCCUGUAUAAAGAGCGGGCAGAAUUCUCAGGAGAAAAUGAAUUCAACCUACCUCAAGACCUCUCGUCAGCUGUAAGCAACGUAAUGUCAUAAACGAUAAUAUGAUGAUAAGCAAUGCUUUGACAUACUUUGGUUAAUGAUGCUGAGUUGAAGAUUUGAUGCGUGACGGGAAAUCAUAAGAAGUAAAAGGUUCAAGAUAUAUAUUAAGUGAAGUCGAAAGGGACCGUUGAAUAUAUAAAAAAAGUAUAUUACAAUAGGUGAGGUAAGCAUUUAUUUACUAGAAAUUAUAAUAAAAAUGAGGGAUUACAUAAUGAUGGUAAGAAUAAGUGGAUGUACCAUCAAUUGACAUGAAUAAAGCGGGGAUCAAAUUAAUGAGUGAAUAUUGACGGAAAGGUUGAAGUAUGUGAAUGUAACAAGAUUAUCUGUGUGCAGUUAUACUUAUCAUGACAAAGGAAGACUGAUCGCGCUUUUCUUCUGUCGGAGUAGUUUAAUGCCAGUGGCCUUUGCAAAACGAAGUCCGGGUGAUGCUUGCUGUUUGUUAAUUAUACGGAAUGCCUUAUAUUGCCUGGUCCUGAUGAGGAACUUUAAAGUAAAAUAUCUUCAUUUGAUUCCGCAAAUGUUAAAUGCAGUAAUAUUGUUUCUCGUAAACUAUGUUAAUUUUCGGCAUGUUCAUAUUUCUGUUAAACGUUUUUUAUCUACUAGGUCAUCAUCUUAUAUGUGAUAAUAAUAGACUUUAUAUAAGCUGAAGUAUAACUCCAUUUCUUAAUCUAAAAUACAAGCUACAUUCCC